CAAUACCUAGCUCCAUUUACGGCCACGCAUCGCAACCAUCACCUGAAGUCCUUCAGAACCUGGGCACGGAGAUCGCUAAAAAUAUGGUCAAGCUCAGCAAAGAAGCCAAACAGCGGCUCCAGCAAGUGUUCCAGUGUGGACAGUUUGUUGUCCGGUGGGGUUUCAUCCCCACGGUUUUGUAUUUGGGAUUCAAACGAGGAGCAGAUCCUGGCAUGCCUGAGCCCACACUAAUAAGUUUGCUGUGGGGCUGAGAGUUGACAGUGAGGACCAUGAGAGAUUGUGCCACUGACCGUAAGCCAUCUUCACCACACCAUCACCUCCACCCCAUGGCUGCUGGGCGAACCGCAUGGCCACACCAGGCACCUCUUGAGAGGACACGGCACAGCCAACUGGACUUCUGACUGCACGGGAGUAGUGUCCACUAAAGGACAACCUUAAUCUACAGCCUGGCCAUAUACAUCAGUGUCGCUCUGUCCCCUAAGAGACUGUUUGUUUUUUUUGUUUGUUUUUUUUAAAUACUUUACUCUGAAAGUGUCAGCAGGUGUAGGUAAUUAUGUCCAUGUGGUGCUUUUCUUUGUCAUCGAGGAUUGUGCCCUAUACAUGUCUGUCCAUUUUGAUAAGCGUCUGUGUUUUAUUUGCCCAAUAAAUUCCUUCAAUGUGGAUAAA
This is a messenger RNA of Sardina pilchardus (European sardine), 666 nucleotides long. RefSeq names its product translocase of outer mitochondrial membrane 7 homolog (yeast) (gene tomm7). Lineage: Eukaryota; Metazoa; Chordata; Actinopteri; Clupeiformes; Clupeidae. Gene Ontology annotation, biological process: protein import into mitochondrial matrix. The record is from RefSeq and is a predicted model, not a curated record. The transcript is spliced from 3 exons. Gene Ontology annotation, cellular component: mitochondrial outer membrane translocase complex. Bases 84 to 251 code for a protein of 55 amino acids.